AUGAGGAGUUCAAUCUACUUGUCACUGGCUGCAGCUGUGAUAUUUCUUUUGGUACUGACAACGGCCAAGGAGGCUGAAGGCAUCCGGCUAGAUGCAGAGACUCGGGCAUCAGUCAGCAGCUGUAGCACCGAUGGCCCAAAGGCCAACAAACCAAGCCAUGAUGUGGUCAAUGCUUCUGCUGCUGGCUCAGCAAGCGAUGCGACGACAAGUGAUGUUGCUGCAAGCGAAGUUAGAGCAGUGGCACACAAAUUACCGGUGUUCCAUGAAGAUUACUACGUUCCAAAUGUUCACGGUCCUAGGCACCACUGA
Lolium rigidum is the source of this 309-nucleotide messenger RNA. RefSeq lists its product as uncharacterized. The transcript is spliced from 2 exons. NCBI's taxonomy places the organism in Eukaryota, Viridiplantae, Streptophyta, Magnoliopsida, Poales, Poaceae. Bases 1 to 309 code for a protein of 102 amino acids. The record is from RefSeq and is a predicted model, not a curated record.